This is a messenger RNA of Neurospora hispaniola, 366 nucleotides long. RefSeq lists its product as uncharacterized. The transcript has a single exon. Lineage: Eukaryota; Fungi; Ascomycota; Sordariomycetes; Sordariales; Sordariaceae. The record is from RefSeq and is a predicted model, not a curated record. The coding region runs from base 1 to 366 and encodes 121 amino acids.
AUGCAGUUUUCCACCGUCCUUCUCUCGGCCAUUGCCUUUUUCGCCGGCGCUGAGGCCUGCAAGUGCCUUGCGUUCGGCGGCGGCGUCGACUCGAAUGCCUCCCACCAAUGCUGCGACCAACAGCACGGCAGCUGGCGCAACGGCAACGAUUGCGCCGCCAGCUCCAUCUCCGAGCACUUGUCCAACUUCCGUACCUGCUGCAAGAGCAGAGGCUCUCAAACCUCGGACUGCGACUACCCGCACAAGCGCGCGGUUGCUGCCGACACCGAUGUUGUGGUCGAAGACGGCAUCAAGAUUGCCACGGUCGAUGGCGUUGCUCUCACCAUUGUCGAGAGGGCCAAGCGUGCUAUCCCCACCCACUUCUAA